Messenger RNA from Lucilia cuprina (Australian sheep blowfly), 1981 nucleotides. RefSeq names its product ubiquitin-conjugating enzyme E2-17 kDa (gene Ubc6). NCBI's taxonomy places the organism in Eukaryota, Metazoa, Arthropoda, Insecta, Diptera, Calliphoridae. Gene Ontology annotation, cellular component: HULC complex. The record is from RefSeq and is a predicted model, not a curated record. Bases 769 to 1224 code for a protein of 151 amino acids. Gene Ontology annotation, molecular function: ubiquitin conjugating enzyme activity. Gene Ontology annotation, biological process: DNA repair; proteasome-mediated ubiquitin-dependent protein catabolic process; protein polyubiquitination. The transcript is spliced from 4 exons.
AAAGACUUAAUAGGAAAAAAAUAAUUUUAAAGUUUUAAAAUCGAAGAAAAAAAUAUAUUCCAAUUAGAGAAUAUAAAAAUAUAUUAACCACUGAACUACAUAGUAACAUUGAACAUUAGAAGAAAACGUUUGCAAAUUUUCUUGUUGUUGUACAAUGUAUAUAUAGCGUAUCUUUUCUUGUCUACGAAAAUAAGCUUAAGUUUGCUAUAUACUGAACUCUUUCCUUUGCAUAGAAAAUAUUCAUAUUUGUGUAAGCCUGUGAAUGAAUAGUGAUUGUUUUUGUGAAAAUAGUGUUGCCAGAAAUAAAAACCACAAAUUUAACAAAUAAAUAAAGUUAGAAAGAACGGAAAAACAAUUGGUUUUUAGAGGUGGCAAUAUUAUUAGAAAUGUUUGUCAGACUUUGAUUGAGUGUGUGUUUGUGUGCUUUUUUGUCAAUACAUGUAAAAACUUUCGUUGAUUUUUAGUUAAAUUUUGUUCGUGUUAAGUUGAAGACGUGAAGAAAAGCUGAAAAACGCCAAAUAGAAACUUUUGAAGUGUGUUAAGAAGAGAAAUCAAAAAGCAAAAAAAGACUGAAUUAUAAUUAUUUUUGUAGGAAUUCGUAACGAUACAAUAAAAAACAAUUAUAAGCAGAAGAAAGUGAAAGAUUAAUAUACAAUAAAAUUUAAUUACGUUUUGUGUUAUUAACAAACAAAAGAAAAAGAAAAUUUUUAACAGAAAAAAGGCCACCACUUUUUUGGUUAAACAACACAAAAAGGUUUUUUUUAGAAAAUGUCGACACCCGCACGCAGACGUCUUAUGAGAGAUUUUAAAAGACUUCAAGAAGAUCCACCAACUGGUGUUUCUGGAGCGCCAACAGAUAAUAAUAUUAUGAUAUGGAAUGCUGUGAUUUUCGGUCCACAUGAUACACCAUUCGAAGAUGGUACAUUUAAAUUAACAAUAGAAUUCACUGAAGAAUAUCCAAAUAAACCGCCAACGGUGAGAUUUGUAUCAAAAGUAUUUCAUCCAAAUGUUUAUGCAGAUGGUGGCAUCUGUUUGGAUAUUUUACAAAAUAGAUGGAGUCCCACAUAUGAUGUAUCAGCUAUUUUAACAUCUAUACAGUCUCUAUUGAGUGAUCCAAAUCCAAAUUCUCCAGCUAAUUCAACAGCUGCCCAACUUUACAAGGAAAAUCGUCGUGAAUACGAGAAACGAGUGAAAGCUUGUGUCGAACAAAGUUUCAUUGACUAGCCAUCCGCCGCCGCUGCAGCCGUUAAAGCCUUUAAUUUAAUGAAAAUUAAUCUUAAACAAAACCAACAACAACAAAAACAAAAACAUGUACGUACACCUGGAGUUCAUCAUACUCAAUUCACAUCAACAACAACCACAAAAACAAGAGCAAAAAUAACAGCAACCAUUUCCGUUUUAUAAGAAAAAACAAACAAACAAACAAACCAAAUCAAACAGCUAAAACUACACACAUUCAAAUACAAUAACAACUACAAACAAAUGGGAAAAAGGAAGCAAGAAACGUAUAAGUAAUAAAAGAAAAAAAAUCAUUUCAGUAGAAAUGUUGCAAGAAUUAAAAAUCGAAAUUCACAAAACAAAUGAUCAAUAAUGUAAUGGAAAUGGUUUAAAUUUGUAAAAGCAGCUUUUUUUACUUAGUUUUCCUAUUUUCUUAACUCCUCCUUCUGCUCUCCUCUUAUAAAGAAAACCUCGUCCUUUUUUAUUAGCAAUAUUUAAAUAUAUUAUGUGUGCAACUGCAGAGAAGCAGCACACAAAAUAAUAAAAUAAAUAAAAUUAAAGAUAAAAAUUAACAAAGCAAAAAAAGAAAAAAAAAAACUAAAUGUGAAUUAAAAACUCAUUGUUUUAAUUGAAAGUAAAAGAGAAUUAUAUUAAAUUAAACAUAAACUAAUUAAAUAUCAUGAUUUCCAAAAAAACAACAAAACAAACAACCUCUAUACAACACACACACACAAACUCUUAUAAAUCAACAUUAAACAAAAUA